Molecule: messenger RNA, 798 nt
Organism: Cladophialophora yegresii CBS 114405
Lineage: Eukaryota; Fungi; Ascomycota; Eurotiomycetes; Chaetothyriales; Herpotrichiellaceae
Exons: 2
Coding region: 1-798 (265 amino acids)
Source: RefSeq, a predicted model, not a curated record
AUGUCAUCAUUUACCACCACCAAUGAAGAUUUAUAUGCUCACGGGCGAAGGCUUCAUCACAUCCUUCAAUCGUACAGGGGCGAUAGCCCUGAAAGACAAUUUGCUUGGGACAAGUGGAUUGAAUUCAACAGAAAGCAUCCAUUUGUCGCCAAGGAAGUGUCAACUCAGAGCGACAUUGCAAGCGACGACCCUCUCCGUCCCUGGAACGAGGCAGAGGAACAUCAGAUGUACGUUGAUAAAACCCACUGGAACUCGUUUCUUCGGGGUUGCGCCAUAGGUGCAGGGUUUCGAAUCGAGAUAGAAACCAUCGUCACCUUUAUGCGUUCUCAAUAUGUGCAUAUGUGGAGGAACAAAAGCCAAUAUGGUGAAACUUAUCUAGUAGGAUGGGCCAUCCACCACAUGCCACGCCCGAUAUCUGAAUUUCUCAAAUGGUCCAUCAGCCAAGAGGAGACAGAGGAGCAGAAAUGCGAGUGGACAAUCAAUGGCUUUGAGCAACAUCUUCUCACCUGGGCUGCACUCUUCGAGAGCAACUUGGCACAGAAGUACUAUACGCAGUGUCGGGGCUACGAAGACCGCCGGUACUACUACAAUUCACAAACCGACCGCAUAGAGCAAGAGUUGUACAUCAGUCAGCCUCGCACCGGUGGGGGACCUAUUGCACACUUCCUCUACUCGAGAGCAGACCAUCGUCGCUGGGCUUACCAGAUGUUCAAAACAAUCUGGCGGUGCGGCUUCGAAGACUGGGCCGUUCGAGAUGGCGGCGUAAAUGUCCCCCUGGACACGGUGAUGAGUGGAUAG